This is a messenger RNA of Entrophospora sp. SA101, 123 nucleotides long. The record is from the annotation of a GenBank genome assembly. NCBI's taxonomy places the organism in Eukaryota, Fungi, Glomeromycota, Glomeromycetes, Entrophosporales, Entrophosporaceae.
AUGGUUAAAUUAAGGCCAUUUUGUAUUACCAAAGAUAUUGACCUAACUAAAGACACCGACCCAACCAAAGAUCCUGAUCCAACCAAAGAUGAUCCGCCACCACCGGAUGAUGAGGAAGAAUGA